This is a messenger RNA of Triticum aestivum (bread wheat), 3267 nucleotides long. RefSeq names its product MOB kinase activator-like 1A. Lineage: Eukaryota; Viridiplantae; Streptophyta; Magnoliopsida; Poales; Poaceae. The transcript is spliced from 7 exons. The record is from RefSeq and is a predicted model, not a curated record. The coding region runs from base 2104 to 2985 and encodes 293 amino acids.
UUGUUAGCAUGAUUAGACAUUCAAUAUACUUAUUCAUAUUCAUAUAUUUUUUUAAAGCUAUGCGAAGCUCAUGUUUAGAUACUUGAUACUGACAUGUGCACCAAAAAUCCAAAAUGAACACAAUUAUUAAUCGAUGAUACUUUGAUCAAUAAUUUCUCUGGUCUCGGUCAUGGACUGGUUUUGCUAUAUUCUAUUUUUCGAAAAACAAAUCAUCCCAAAAUUUUAGCUGAGCCCCACUGCACUUUUAUCCUGAAUCUUCGUCAAUUAUUUUUUAAAAUAUUUAUUGCAUUUAUGACUGCCUUGCCGGCCAUCGCCCCACUCCCCAUGGCAUGGAUGGAGUCUAGGGCAAAGUUAGGUGAUUAUUUGGCAGUGCAAAAUUAGUAUGCUCGUCUGACUUGGCUACCAUUUGUGCAUUACUUUCUUGACAACAUAUUUGGACUUUGCAUGAAUAGAGAUGUGAUGGUCAAAGUAAUAGUUGUGGAGAAAUAGAGUUGCAUUUUAGGAUGAUGGUUAAAAUUGGAGCUAUGAUUAAUUGUGGGCUUAAGAAUUGAGAUCUACAAAAUGCAUUGUUCAUUUUAAAGUCAUGUUCUGCUACCUAUACGUUAGCUCGAUUUGUCCAUGGAAAUAUUUUGCUCAAGAGACACCAAAGAAUAUGCCAGGAAUGUUAUGUUGUUGAUUUUUGGGUUCACUGAACCACGAGCUAGGUGGGAGGAGAGCAAGGCAUAUUAUUCCGCUGGCUUAUUUUUCGGUUCACUGAAGCAGGAGGGAUCGUAGAUGUUCUUAUCCCCUUAGCGGGAGAGGUUAGAAAAAAGCAAAUCAUAACUUUUUAACUAUACGUGCGUUGCACGUGCAUGUUUACUAGUAUUUACUAAUUGGAGACAGAACCACUAUUAAUACAAACUUGUCACCCUUCACAAUGUCGUUAGUGAAACCACCAAAAAAAUUGUUUAUGUUUGCGUGUUUAUUGAAGGCACCAGUCUUCGUCAUCAACACGAACUCGUCACCCCUUCACCAUGUCGCGAGCAAAGCCGCCAAUUUUGGUUAUCAGCACAGUCCAAAUCUGACGCACCACACUGUCGAGGAUCAAGGAAUCAUAUCUUGGACUGUAUCACUGGAUUUGCACUCAUUAGUUGCCACACAGUCGAAGAAUGCCAUGCCACCUCGAGUCUGUCGACACCGCUGCACAAUCAUCUCCAUCGCAAAGAGACAAGAUCAUGAAAGCCGACAACAUCGAGUAAGGCGAGGGAGGAGAAAUCCCACCGUGACACAGUGGAUGUUGCUCCCCAAGGCAGAGAGAGAGAGAGAGAGAGAGAGAGAGAGAGAGAGAGAGAGAGAGAGAGAGAGAGAGAGAGAGAUGGGCGUAGAGGGAUGGCCAUGAGAAUCCUCUGUAGUCUUCAGGGAGGCGGCUGGCUACUCUGACUGAAACUGACGGAGUCGUGAUCUCUAUUGGAAGCCUAGGAAUAGAAAGUGGCUAAAAGUUAUGAAUUUGUCUCGUUGUACCUUGGGCAUUUGCGUCUGUACCAAGGUUUUGGUUACUGAAUGGGGUUAUUUUUUCUGAGGGGGGCGGGGGUGCGGUAAAUGUGGUUACCAUGGUUAAAUUUUCAGCAAAUUUUGAACGAAAUUUAUAAUUCAGUUUUGAAUUCAAAUUCUUUCAAAAUAGAUAUAGAUAGCACAUGAACUUAUAUUUAUGAUAACAGAGCUACUAGCUCAGUACAACGUUGUCUACACGAGUGAUGUGAGGUGCUGACAUACUUUACUAUACAUUGAGAUUGAGCGUUUGCAAUCAACAAAUUCAAAAAAUUCAUUUUCUUUUUGCUCGAAAUGAUCAUUUAUCGAGGGGAGCCGAAAUACGUGGUAACCAUGGUAAAUCUUGAAAUUUCGAACGGUAACUAAAACCCUGGUCUGUACUGUGUUUAAAGAAAAAAAAAGCAGCGCAAUCGUACCGAGGAGGGUCCUGAGAUUACUUGUAUGGAAAGGCUGGAUAUAGCCAGCUGUCGCUGAAUGAGUGCCAACAAAGCAGGAUUGGAUUGGAUUAAGCGGACACCAUCAAAGGCGGCACAGCCGGACGUGAGUGGAUAACAGAACAGGACAGACGGGGAACGGAUGCAACGCACGCACGCACUCACGGUGCCAGCAGGCAGCCAGGCUCCAUCUAUCUAUCACCGCCAGCCUGUCUCUCGCUCUAUCGCUCUCUCUCUCGGCGUACGUCAGGUAUAUAGACGUCAGAACUCUGAAAGCUCCCUCCCUCGGAUCAUCUCUCUCACCGCUUCAGUCCUUGUCUCUCAAGCGCUCCGCCUUGUACCUCUCGCCGCCGGCGUCUUCCGUCGUACCAUGCAGAGCUUCUUUGGUCGCGCCAGCAGGAACCAAAGGACAUUCCGGCCCAAGAAGAGUGCUUCAGCGGGGAACAACGGCAUGAAGCUGAAGAGGCACAUCGACGCCACCAUCGGCAGCGGUAAUCUGCGAGAGGUGGUCCGCCUGCCAGUCGGAGAGGAUCUCAACGAGUGGCUCGCUGUCAACACUGUCGACUUUUUCAACCAAGUGAACAUCCUGUACGGCACCCUCAUGGAGUUCUGCACGCCAGCUACUUGCCCCACCAUGUCAGCCGGUCCAAAGUAUGAGUACAGGUGGGCCGAUGGAGUCAAGAUCAAGAGGCCCAUUGAAGUGUCCGCACCAAAGUAUGUCGAGUAUCUGAUGGAUUGGAUCGAAGCCCAGCUCGACGAAGAAUCCAUCUUCCCUCAAAAGCUUGGAGCUCCCUUCCCUCCAAACUUCCGGGACGUCAUCAAGACGAUCUUCAAGCGGCUGUUCAGGGUGUAUGCGCACAUAUACCACUCUCAUUUCCAGAUGAUUCUCAAGCUCCAGGAAGAAGCACAUCUCAACACCUGCUUCAAGCACUUCAUGCUCUUCACAUGGGAAUUUCAGUUAAUCGAUAGGGCAGAGCUAGCUCCUCUCAGGGAGCUGAUCGAGCCCAUAUUAGUUGGACACUAGCCGAGAAGACAAUUGGAGCUUUGUUUCAAGAACUGAUGAGGCAAAAGUGCAGAGACAUCAUAUUUUGUUGCUUUUUAAGUUAGUUAGUUUCCCCAGCCUGUGCAUGCGUGUUUCUGUUUUUGUGAUGAUGUUAGACUUGGACACGGACUACCUUCAUCUACAUUUUAGAGAUAGGUUAGCUAAUGCUAGUGUAUGUACUCACACUCUCCCAAGGAGGUGUUGAUUGCAUCAUGGCAAUUUGUUCAUUUCGGCGGAUUGUCAUUUGAUUCGGGGAAUUUCUUU